GGGUCAGGUUGCAGCCCACCUUAGCCCCACCAUCCCCACCACAGUACCCAUAUGGGAAAUUAAUUUGCAAGCUGCUUUUUAGCUGCUUCAUGUGCUGCUCUAAACUUGGUAUUCAGAUUUGCGUGUUGCUUUCUGCUAUUUUUUUCCUGCUCAUCUUUCUUUCUACUUUCGCUCUCUAGGGCUGCUGCCUCCGCUGCUUGCUUUCUCUCUUCUUCUGCAGUGCGUGUAAGAGAUGGUGAGGCAAAAGAUUCAGAUCAAGAAGAUUGAUAACCUUACCGCCAGACAAGUGACCUUUUCAAAGAGGAGAAGAGGGCUUUUUAAGAAAGCUCAAGAACUCUCCACUCUCUGCGAUGCUGAGAUUGCCCUCAUUGUUUUCUCAGCCACCGGCAAGCUCUUCGACUAUUCUAGCUCAAGUAUGAUGCAACUCAUCCAAAGGCAUAGUCUGCAGUCAGAGAAGUCUAAUAAGCCUGGGCAGCAACCCCUUCAUACUCAGAGUGGAAGCAGUAACCAUGCUAAGAUCAGCAAGGAGCUCGGAGACCUGACUCUUGAGUUAAAGCAACUUAUGGGUGAAGAGCUCCAAGGACUUGGCAUGAGUGAUUUGAUGAAGCUUGAGAAAUUGGUGGAGACGGGAUUAAACCGCGUUGGGAAGACAAAGAAUGACAAGCUCUUGAGCGAGAUCAGCAAGCUGAAGACAAGGGAAUCAGAACUAAUGGCGGAAAACGCACGCUUAAAACAAGAAGCUAAUCAGAGGCAGAAAUUGGGAUGUGCAAGAAACGGCAUGGAGCAAGGAAAUUCAGCCGAGUCAAUCACCAAUUUUCAUCAGGACUUAGUCCAUCGUCCUGACGAGGACUCUGACACUUCUCUCAAGCUGGGCUUACCUUUCUCCAACGGUAACUGAUACUUGCUAGGGUUUUCGACUCAUUUUCCCCUCUACCAUAUCCUAAAUUUAAUUACUGUGGCAUGUAUAUUUGUUGUGUAAUUUUAGUGAGAUUUGGAGUUCUGUAUUUGGACACAAUCACACUUCUUGCCUUUGUAUCCACACUUAAACCAUUGUCCAAUACCUUUUUUU
This is a messenger RNA of Sesamum indicum (sesame), 1069 nucleotides long. RefSeq names its product MADS-box protein SVP. Gene Ontology annotation, molecular function: DNA-binding transcription factor activity; protein dimerization activity; RNA polymerase II transcription regulatory region sequence-specific DNA binding. Gene Ontology annotation, cellular component: nucleus. The record is from RefSeq and is a predicted model, not a curated record. NCBI's taxonomy places the organism in Eukaryota, Viridiplantae, Streptophyta, Magnoliopsida, Lamiales, Pedaliaceae. Gene Ontology annotation, biological process: positive regulation of transcription by RNA polymerase II.